Messenger RNA from Sesamum indicum (sesame), 2936 nucleotides. The record is from RefSeq and is a predicted model, not a curated record. Lineage: Eukaryota; Viridiplantae; Streptophyta; Magnoliopsida; Lamiales; Pedaliaceae.
AAUAUUAGAAAUAAUUCCAACUUUCAUUCUCCGCCACCACUCUCCCCCCACCCCCCCUGUGGUUUCUGCUCUCUGCAUUCUCAAACGCUCAAAGAUCACAUAAAGAAUGACUCUUUGGGUUUGUUGAGAUUCAAGAAACCUGUUCCAAAAAUGGCCGCCUCUUUUGCAGCUUCUUCUACCACUCCAACUUUACCUGAGCUAAUCUUUCUUUCUCCUCACAGCCCAGCAAAAAGACUCAAACUUUCCCUCUACAGACCUCAUAAUCUUGAGCGCAGGAGCAAUAUCAGGGUUCUUGGAACUAGAAUUAGAGCUGUUCAGAGAGAAGAAAGCAGUACUGUUCUUGAUGAAAGAGACAGAGAGUUGGUGACUAAGCUGAAUGGUAGUGUGAAUGGGAAUGGUUCAGUUGCGAAUCACACUAACGGGAGUGUGAAAGUUGAGAGUGGGAAUGGGAGUUUGGUCAAGUAUGUAAAUGGGAAUGGGAAUGCGAAUGGAAGUGUUGCCAGUAGGAGCGAAUUGGAAGUAGUAGAAGUGGAGGAGGUGAUUAGUCAAAAGAAGAGCAUAGAGGAGAUUGGACAAGAAGAGGCCUGGUUUAAGAAAAAUGGGGAAGAUCAAGUCGAGGUAUCUGUUGCCCCUGGUGGACGAUGGAGCAGAUUUAAAACAUAUUCAACAAUUCAAAGGACUUUGGAAAUAUGGGGAUUUGUUCUUAGCUUCAUAUUCAAAGCUUGGUUAAACAAUCAGAAGUUCUCAUACAGAGGUGGGAUGACGGAGGAGAAAAAAUCUCAGAGGAGAAAGGUUCUGGCCAAAUGGUUAAAGGAAAAUAUUUUGAGAUUGGGUCCUACAUUCAUCAAAAUUGGUCAGCAGUUCUCUACAAGAGUAGACAUUCUUGCACAAGAGUACGUUGAUCAAUUGUCAGAGCUUCAGGACCAAGUUCCUCCUUUUCCAUCAGAGACAGCUGUAUCAAUAGUUGAGGAAGAACUUGGAGGCCCCGUUAAUGAUAUAUUUGAAAGGUUUGACCGAGAGCCAAUUGCUGCUGCAAGUCUAGGUCAGGUCCAUCGUGCAAAGUUGAAGGGACAAGAAGUCGUUGUUAAAGUACAAAGACCUGGACUGAAGGAUCUAUUUGACAUUGACCUUAAAAAUUUGAGGGUGAUAGCUGAAUAUCUUCAGAAGGUUGAUCCAAAAUCUGAUGGUGCAAAAAGGGAUUGGGUUGCUAUCUAUGAUGAAUGUGCAAGUGUCUUGUAUCAGGAGAUUGACUACACCAAGGAGGCUGCUAAUGCUGAGCAAUUUGCAGAUAACUUCAAAGAUAUGGAUUACGUGAAAGUCCCAACUAUAUUGUGGGAAUACACAACCCCACAGGUUCUCACAAUGGAAUAUGUUCCUGGGAUCAAAAUAAACCGGAUAAAAGCUCUGGAUCAAUUAGGUGUUGAUCGAAAGAGGUUAGGCCGGUAUGCUGUAGAGUCUUACCUUGAGCAGAUUCUGUCUCAUGGAUUUUUCCAUGCUGACCCACAUCCUGGAAAUAUUGCUGUCGAUGAUGUUAAUGGUGGAAGACUGAUCUUCUAUGACUUCGGAAUGAUGGGAAGUAUAAGUCCAAACAUCAGAGAAGGCUUGCUAGAAGUGUUUUAUGGAGUUUAUGAGAAAGACGCUGAAAAGGUUCUUCAAGCAAUGGUUCAAAUGGGUGUUCUUGUACCCACGGGAGAUAUGACUGCUGUCAGACGAACAGCGCAGUUCUUUCUCAACAGCUUUGAAGAGCGCCUCGCAGCACAAAGAAGAGAGAGAGAAAUGGCAACAGCAGAACUUGGGUUCAAGAAGCCACUGACCAAGGAGGAAAAGAUCGAGAAAAAGAAACAACGUCUUGCCGCAAUUGGUGAAGAUUUAUUGGCCAUUGCCGCAGAUCAACCUUUCCGCUUUCCCGCCACUUUCACUUUCGUUGUUAGAGCUUUUUCAGUGUUGGAUGGUAUUGGGAAGGGACUUGAUCCUCGUUUUGAUAUCACCGAGAUUGCUAAACCCUACGCUCUAGAAUUGUUACGUUUUCGUGAAGCUGGUGUUGAAGUUAUCAUAAAGGACUUCAGGAAGAGAUGGGACAGACAAUCACAAGCAUUUUACAAUCUUUUUAGGCAGGCUGAUAGAGUCGAAAAGCUUGCUCAAACCAUCCAGCGAUUGGAACAAGGCGACUUGAAGCUCCGCGUACGAGCCUUGGAGUCUGAGAGGGCUUUUCAACGUGUUGCGGCUGUUCAAAACACAAUUGGGAGUGCGGUCGCUGCUGGAAGCUUAAUCAACCUGGCGACGAUUUUAUACCUCAACUCCAUCCAAAUGCCUGCUACAAUUGCGUAUUUCUUGUGUGCAUAUUUUGGCUUGAAGGUUUUGAUCGGCAUAGUGAAGGUUAAGAAAUUUGAUCAAAGGGAGAGGCUGAUCACUGGAACUGCUUAAGUUAAAUGAUUCAGAACAGAGAUAGUUAACAUACUCGAAGCUUGUUCAUAAACGCUGAUUCAACCUUUCCAACGUUCUUAAGAAAUGAAGACUUUCGUUGCUGGGAACUGCCUGCUGUGAUAUCCAUGGUAAACGUACAUCCGAGGCUUGAACAAUUGGUCGAUGGAAAUUAGUAAGAUCUUACAGUUGAAAAAACUCGGACAUUUAUAAGGUGAGCAAAAGCCAAUGUUGUUCUCCAUUCACUAUCUUAGCAAUAUUUUCCCAGGAGGCUCGAUUUUUGUGCGGUGGGCCGGUCAUUAGUUUUUCGCAGCUCUCUUUUGUAGGUACGUUGUGGUAAAAAAUUGUGUACUAGAUACCCAUAGUGGUUAAACUUGAUCUCUGGAAGGAGGACGAAGCCAAUAUAGUAUGUAUAGUGUCAUCAAAUGUUCAUGUUGUAUUACGGGAACUUCUUUGGGGAACUUGGAAAUCAAAAGAAACGUCGAUUGGAAAAUCAGUUUUCCACUCUGUUGUCA